Molecule: messenger RNA, 1080 nt
Organism: Cicer arietinum (chickpea)
Lineage: Eukaryota; Viridiplantae; Streptophyta; Magnoliopsida; Fabales; Fabaceae
Product: protein LIGHT-DEPENDENT SHORT HYPOCOTYLS 10-like
Biological process (GO): mRNA transcription; response to light stimulus
Cellular component (GO): nucleus
Source: RefSeq, a predicted model, not a curated record
AGAAAAGCAUUUAGAUAGGUCCCACGUUAGGUCCUUUCAAAAGACCACAAGACGUGAUUUUCAUCUUUCUUCACUGCACCACCAACACAUUAAGUCUUGUUAAUUUCAUCACCUCAUUCCUCAACACACAACAUGUCUUCUUCCCAAAUUGAAAACACUUCUCUUCAUCAUCAUGCAUCUUCUUCAACAAAUCAUCAACAACAACAACCACUAAGCAGAUAUGAAUCUCAAAAACGUCGAGAUUGGAACACCUUUGGUCAAUAUCUCAAAACUCAAAACCCACCAGUUCCACUAUCUAACUGCAACUUCAACCAUGUUCUUGAUUUCCUCCGUUACCUGGAUCAAUUCGGAAAAACCAAAGUCCACUUGCACACUUGUAUCUUCUUUGGCCAACCUACCCCACCUGCACCAUGUGCUUGUCCUCUCAAACAAGCUUGGGGAAGUCUAGAUGCACUCAUCGGUCGACUCCGAGCCGCAUACGAAGAGCACGGUGGAUCACCGGAGACUAACCCUUUCGGUGGUGGACCUAUUCGGGUUUACCUUCGUGAGGUUAAGGAUAGUCAACAAAAAGCAAGAGGGAUUCCAUAUAAGAAGAAGAAAAAGAAGAAGAAGAGUUACCAAAUUAAAGGGAGUAGUAGUAUUACUACUACUCAAACUCAAACUGCCUGUGUCAAGCAACAAGAUUCUUAAGAUUAUAUCUAUGUGGAUGAUAAUUGAGCCAAAGGCAGAUUUGGCAUUUUGGAAGAGCAUGUAGUAAAGUAUCAUGACUCUGCUAUUUGGACAAAAAGUUAUUACAGAACAUCUCAAUGACAUAUAUAUAUAUAUAUUUCAGUAAGUAUAAUUAAUUCGAUCAGAACAUAAUUAAGAAUAACUGUUUUUAAGGCAGUUGAAUUUCAAUGAAUCUUAAAUAUAUGUUAGAGAUGUACAACCUUGUAAGUUGUAAGAGAACUGAUCUUGAUCUAUAAAAUAGAAACAACAAAAUCACAAGAAUGGGUAGCUAGCUUUAUAGUCUAUUAAUGUUUUACUUUAAUGAGACUUUCUAAUCUCUGUGUCAACAAAAAUAAGUCGUGUGAAUCUCAA